AUGAUUUCAGCCUACAAAUCUUGCGAUCCGGCUAGCACCACUGACGCAUCAUCUCAACGCAUCAUCUUCUCUAAGCAAGGAACAGCACCAUACAAAGUUGAGAUCAUGGACUCCUACCAUAGAUCUACGCAAGCAAUCGUUGCUCCUGCGCUUUCAUUCCUGUGCCUAACAUUGUGUAUUCCGCCGCUGAUAUGGCACGCAUCACAUCGCAACUGGGGCGCUUCCUUUCUCGUCGCCUAUGCUAUGUACGGUGACCUUAUUAACGCUCUGAAUGCCCUCAUCUGGCCUACUGACGAUAUCGACUCCUGGUGGGACGGCGUGGUAUUUUGUGAUAUUCAAGUCAAGCUUAGCAUUGCAAUUCAAGCCGGUAUGCCGGGUGCUUUGCUGUGUAUAUUCCGCAGUCUUGCUCUGGUCAUGGAUGUGAACAAUUCUGCUUUGAUUCCGAGUCGAGGCGAACGGCUGCGCAAUAAGGCUGUCGAUGUGGUUUUCUGCAUCGGGUUUCCGGUACUUUCUAUGGUAGCGCAUUUCUGUAUCCAAGGAACUCGGUACUAUAUCUUUGCUGUUGCUGGUUGCAAUCCCGGUACGGACGAGAGCUGGCCUAGCUACGUGUUCUUGAUGUGUGCCCCGAUCCUCUGCAUGGCUGCAGCUGGGUAUUGCAUCCUCAUCAUUGUCCGCCUGAUCAGAUACACAUCCGAAUUCUCCGCGAUACUGGGUGCAUCUCAAAGCAAUAUUACCAAACAACGCUUCAUCCGACUCUUCGGCCUUUCCUCGCUCAUGAUCAUAGUCAUCUUACCGUUACAAAUUUAUAUUUUCUACACCAACGCCAUAGGAUUAUUGCCUCUCCACCCUUACUCCUGGAGAGCAACACAUGGCCCGAGCCUUUCGCAAAUCAUAAAAGUUCCAACCAAUGGAGAAUUGAAAUUCGAUCGUUGGAUUUCGCCUGCUUUCAGUGUGCUGAUAUUUAUCUUUUUUGGAUUGGGACAAGAUGCGGCGAAAAUGUACAGCAACUUCUUCAAUCUUGUUGGCCUCAAAAGGUUCUCGGUAUCUUUCUUGAGCCGGAAGUCUACACCUGUCUCUUCUUCGUCAUCUGAUGAGAACAACAAGGGUGGUCAUUGGUCUAACUCGUUGCCGUCCAAGAGUUAUAGUUGGUUGGGGUUGAGACAAGCAAGCAAAGAAACAAAUGUCACAACUCUCGGGUCAUCGCAUGCAGAUACUCUCAUGUUAGGAGGCUUCGAUGGAUUGUAUAAAGGCACAAGCAUUGAGAUAGAACCACCUGCCCGAGAGUGUGUCCUUGAUAGUAGGAUACAUCCGAACAACGACUGUAAUGUUUAG
This is a messenger RNA of Talaromyces marneffei, 1332 nucleotides long. RefSeq lists its product as uncharacterized. Gene Ontology annotation, cellular component: membrane. The coding region runs from base 1 to 1332 and encodes 443 amino acids. Lineage: Eukaryota; Fungi; Ascomycota; Eurotiomycetes; Eurotiales; Trichocomaceae. Gene Ontology annotation, molecular function: mating-type factor pheromone receptor activity. The transcript has 3 exons. The record is from RefSeq and is a predicted model, not a curated record. Gene Ontology annotation, biological process: G protein-coupled receptor signaling pathway.